GGUUAGAAGGCAUCCAGCUCUGAACGUGGACUCUGAGAUACUGCUCAUCUUCUUGAUUCUACUACUUUCAUGAUCAGUAUCCUGUUAUCUCCAUAAAACCUCCAUUUUCAAAAAACUUUUCCUAUAAUAAAAAAGAAAACCCACAUCGAUCCAACUCUAUCACCAAGCAUGUUUAGUUUUAACAUGAUUUUGGAUCAUCUUCCCGAGCGCAUCAACCAGCUCAAUCUCAGUUUCAUUGCAUCGCUUCUCUGCCUAGCCCUAAUAUUCCUCUUCCUCAGUACCAGGCGUUCACGCAAAGUUUUCUUGUUAGAUUUUGCAUGUUACAAGCCGCCAGCCACUCAGAUGUGCAGCAAAGAAAAGUUCAUAGAUCGCUUCAGGAUCUAUGGGAGCUCCAACGAGUCCAAUCUAGACUUCAUGAGGAAGUGUUUGGUGAGAUCAGGGCUAGGUGAAAAGACAUACAUGCCCUCAACAUUGAUGAGGGAUCCCCCAACUCUGAGCCUAGAAGAGACGAGGAAAGAGGUUGAGUCCGUCAUGUUUGGGGCCGUGGAUGCGUUGUUGGAAAAGACGGGCGUGAAUCCUAAGGAUAUUGGGAUAGUCAUAGCGACUUGUACUAUUCUUAACGUUGAGCCGUCUCUUGCUGACAUGAUAGUAAACAAGUACAAGCUUGGAGAUCAUGUGCUGGUCUACAAUUUUACGAGCAUGGGUUGCAGUGCUGGACUUCGAGCGAUAGGCCUCGCCCAAAGCCUACUCCAGGAGCACCAUAACACCUAUGCCCUCCUGGUCAGCCCAGAGAACACCCAGCAAAUGAUCUACAGAGGAAACGGAAAGUCCAAGCUCCUAAUGAAUUUCCCGCUCCGCGUUGGUGGGGCCGCCGUGCUCCUCUCGAACCGGCCGUCCGAUCAGAACAAGGCCAAGUUCCAGCUCCUCCAUUCCGUUCACACCCACACCGCCAGUUCUGACAGUUCAUACCAGAGCAUAUACGAAAGUGAGGAUGAUGAAGGAUUUGGAGGUGUAACCGUCUCCAGAGAGCUCUUAGCCGUGGCCAUCGACGCCGUCGAAACCAACAUCCGCGCACUCGGUCCCCUAGUCCUUCCCUUAUCUGAAAAAUUCCGAUACGUGACAAACUUUUUAAUAAGAUAUUUCAACAUGGCGGAUGCGAAACCCUACACACCAAAUUUUAAGAAAGCAAUAGAGCACGUCUUCCCCCAUGUAGGCACAAAGCCUGUGCUGGAUGAGUUUGAAAAAAACAUGGGCUUUAACACGUCCGAUGUCGAAGCCUCCAGGAUGAACUUGUACAGGUUUGGGAACACGUGUAGUGCCUCUGUUUGGUAUGCACUGUCGUACGGUGAGGCGAAGGGUAGGAUUAAGAAGGGUGACCGUUUGUGGCAGAUUGCUUUUGGGUCUGGGUUCAAGUGCAGCAGUGCAGUUUGGAGAGCAUUGAGGAACGUUGAUGAUCGUGAGGAAAGAAACCCGUGGAUCGAUGAGAUACACGAGUUUCCCGUGGACUUGCGGAACAUGAAAAGUUUUGCUGAGGUUUUUGAACCUGCCAAAAAGAUGUGAUCAUUAAUUUUUAUAUUGGAAGCACCAGUAAAAAAAUAAUUUUUUUCAAAAAAAAAAAGAAAGGGAUAAGUUUGGGGGGUUGUUUGUAAACCCAAUGAAAAGUGAAAACCAAACAACGGGGGGGUCCCAUUCACGACGGAAGAAUGAUCGAGUUGAUUUUUCCCUGCGUGAUUUAAUUAGCUGUACUUUGGAAAAAUUGACCAUUUGGAUUUGUUGAUAAAGAAAAGUCAACUGUUUCAUUUCA
Molecule: messenger RNA, 1804 nt
Organism: Alnus glutinosa
Lineage: Eukaryota; Viridiplantae; Streptophyta; Magnoliopsida; Fagales; Betulaceae
Product: 3-ketoacyl-CoA synthase 2-like
Exons: 2
Coding region: 169-1560 (463 amino acids)
Biological process (GO): fatty acid biosynthetic process
Cellular component (GO): membrane
Molecular function (GO): acyltransferase activity, transferring groups other than amino-acyl groups
Source: RefSeq, a predicted model, not a curated record